UUUUGUUUACGCAGAAACCUUCUGUAAAAAUUCAUUUUGAGGUAACUGAAAUGGAACCUUCUGAUGAAAAAACGAAUGUAAAUGAAAAGGAAGUGCAAACUGAUAGUGAUUUCGAUAUUUUAAAUGUAAAAGGCAAGCCCAUAGCAACAAUUGACACGAAUUCUUUAACCAGCUUAUCUCGGGAUAUGCAAACAAUGUACGAAGAAAAUCACCAUUCAGACUUCACACUCAUCUGUGGCUCAGAAAAAUUUCACGUUCAUAAGUGUGUUCUUUCGGCCAGAUCUCCAGUUUUCGCAAGCAUGUUGCAACAUCCAAUGAAUGAGACAGCAGAGAACAGAAUGAUUAUACCCGACAUCGAUGCCGUUGUGUUGAAUCAGCUGGUAUCAUUCAUGUAUACCGGACUCAUAAACGAGCUUUCUUAUCCCAUGGCACGAGACCUAUAUUCCGCAUCCGACAAGUACGCUGUGUUGCAGCUGAAAGAUAAGUGUAGCCAGUUUAUAAUUUCGUCUCUCUGCACUUCCACAGCUGUUGAGAUAUUAAUUUUAGGGGACAUGCAUAACGAUAUUAUGCUCAAAAAUGCUGCCAUUAGUUUUAUUUCCGACAAUUUUGAAGAGCUGAAUACUACCGAAGCUUGGCUUACUCUUGUGAAAGAGCGUUCCCCUUUGGCAGUUGAAGUUUUGUCUUCGGCGAUGACUCACCUGAAAUCGAAACUUCAGAAUAAAAAAUAAUUUAUUAUUCCUUUUAAUUUAUGAUACAUUACUUAAUGAUUAGUUCAGUGUAGCAUGGAGUUUUUUUUUGGAUAUUAAAUUCUUGCCUUUCAGUGGUUCAACUUGAAUAUUGUCAUAUAUAAACAAAUAUGAAAUGGUUUAUCAUUUUGACAAUAUUGUACCAUAGAAAUGGUUAGUAGCUAUUCAUUUAUUUUAAUGUAAAUUUACAAUUGAUUUUUAAAAGUAAAUUAAUAAUUUUUUUGCAUGUUCCAAUAUUAUUUAGUGUGUGCAUUGAUAAGUUAUGAAUGAAGAUCUGGGUAAAGGGAUAGAAGAUAUUUGCAAAGUUUUUAUUCGAAAAUCAAAAUAAAUUACUAUGAUAUCAAUUACUCUUACGGUUUACUCCACAAUCAUUUGGAAAGGGAUGGCUGAAUAAUUAUAUUGAUUUAGGUUUUUACGAAACCGUAAUACAUUAUAGAAAAUUUUAAGCAUGAUGAUUCUAUUAAUGAUUGAUUUUGUAUUUACAUUUUAUAUCUUUUACAGUUUGGCUUUCUUUUCCGGUUAUAUUUGGUUACUGUAUAUGUAUGUGUAUAUAUAUAAUUUAAAGUUAAGUUGUAAGAACAAACGAAAAAAGACCUAUAUAUGUACGCUAAAUGUUUGGGUUAUAAAUACUUGUGCAAAAUAGUCGUAUUAGUGCACUAUCAUGUAUAUAUUUUCUUAGUAUAGUUAAUAUAUAUAUAUAUAUUAUGAAUAGAAUAAUUUUGCCCUUGAAAGCAGAGGAGAUCGUUUACAAUGGCUUUUGAAAUCCUGCUGAACAAAACCAUAACAAAUAUAAGGAUGAAUGUUGUUUCAUUUCACUUUUUAAAUUUUAAGUGCUUGACUUCUUGCAGUGACUUGAUAAAUGUUAUAGCGUCUCUUACAUAUGUUACAGAUAUUUUAGUUUCUUGAAAAUAUUCAAUAGCAGUGUUUCUGGAAUAAGAAACUUUGUUGAAACAUGUGGAUGCAGAAAUGAGUGCUUUUUACAAAUACAAUUAUAACCUGAAAAAUGUCAUAAAAUGUUCUUUGUAAAAUUAAUAUCCUGACGAUUCAUUAUUUUAACUCGAAGAAUCUUCUUAAAACGACCUUCCCGGAAAAUCCCUCUCUUUUCGUGUAGUGCCUAAGGUAAUAAAAUAAAAAAAUAAGUGAAAAUAAAAAUCCCUCACUCAGCAGAUUUAGAGUUCUUUGAAGUUUAUUCUCUUUCUUGGAGCAAAAUCUUACUUAAAAGCACCAUUUUGAUUGCAUUUCAGCAAUUCAGACAAAUAAUAUUACAGGCAGUAAAAUAAUAUUCAAAAAGCUUACAUCUGCGUAAGUAAAAGGUCUAUGUCUUUAAAAAUGAAUAUAUGUAAAAAUCUAUGCAGUAAUAAAUAUUUUCCUUUAUAAAUAAUUAAACUUGUAUCAUGUUCAGUCAAUUAUUCAAAUAAUAAUAAAUAAUAUUUAAAUAAGCCUAAAACUUUACAAUCAAAUCAAAAUUCUAGAGAGUAAGAUUGAAAACAUUUUUAAAAACGUAACUCUUUGGGUAAAGGUGGUUCAUUACUAUGUUAAUAGAGUAUCACAGUACAUCACUAAUAUGGAAUACAAAUAAUUCCCGAAGUAAUAUUUAUCGUCUCUAAUUAGUAAAGCUUUAGCAGUAAUUCAAUUGUAUUACUGAAAUCUGAUUUUAUAAAUAAAAUUCGAAAUAAUCUGUA
This is a messenger RNA of Stegodyphus dumicola, 2428 nucleotides long. RefSeq names its product speckle-type POZ protein B-like. Lineage: Eukaryota; Metazoa; Arthropoda; Arachnida; Araneae; Eresidae. The record is from RefSeq and is a predicted model, not a curated record.